GUUUGUUUCAAAUAAUUAACUCAGACUAACAUCUAACCUACUUCUUGGACUUUAAACCACAGUGCAAUGACAGAACGCAUAAAGGUUUGAUGCUUAUUAGCUGACACUGAGGGCUACGCAAUCUGUCUAUCUACGAUCACCUGCCCCUUGUCUAGUUUUGAGGCCCCACCUAUGUUAAACGUCAUUGGCAGUCCUUCUCUUUAAACCACUGUAUUUUCUGUGUAUUGUAUUGAUAUUGGAGACAUGGUAAGAGCACUGAGUGUUUCUGCUCUGGGGAUUUUAGCUUUGCUAUGCUGGUUCUCCUGCGAGCCCGUGCGGGCUGGAAAAGUGCUUGCCACACCGAUGGAUGGCAGCCAUUGGCUUAGUAUGAAGAUCCUAGUGGAGGAGCUGUCUCAACGUGGACAUGAGGUGGUGGUCCUCGUACCUGAGACCAGCAUUCUGAUUGGGAGUUCCGGUAAUUACAUCACUAAGAGCUAUCCUGUGCCCUACACCAGUGCUGAAUUAAACAUUAACUUGAACAACAUUAAGAAGAAAGCAUUGGAAAAGCCCCCGGAUAUUUCUUCACUUUUUACAAAUUUCGGGAACCUGGUUAAAUUCGUAAACCUGCAGGUGAAAGGUUGUGAAAUGCUGCUGUACAAUGAAACUCUGAUGAGGAGUCUCGGAGAGAUGGGAUUUGAUGCCUUGCUCACAGAUCCUUUCCUGCCUUGUGGUACCAUCAUUGCUCAUAAGUUUUCACUUCCCACCGUUUACUUCUUGCGCGGGAUUCCCUGUCGGCUGGAUGAGGCGGCGGCCAAAUGCCCCUCACCUCCAUCUUUUGUCCCACGUUUCUUCACUGGUUACUCGGAUAAGAUGAGUUUUGCUCAGAGAAUAAACAACAUGAUUUUGACAACAGUGGAACCUUUCCUCUGUCAAACAAUGUUUGCCAUCUUUGAUGAACUGGGUAGUAGAUAUCUAAAGAAAGACACUACUUACAAAGAGCUAUUAAGUCAUGGUGCGAUCUGGCUUCUGAGGUAUGACUUUACCUUCGAGUACCCCAAACCCAUAAUGCCUAACAUAGUCCAAAUAGGGGGCAUUAACUGUGCUAAGAGGGAUCCCUUGUCAAAGGAGCUGGAGGAGUUUGUCAAUGGUUCUGGAGAGCAUGGCUUUGUGGUUUUUACUCUGGGAUCCAUGGUGUCACAGUUACCCGAAGCCAAAGCCAGAGUGUUCUUCGAGGCAUUUAAACAGAUACCUCAGCGGGUGCUGUGGAGGUACACAGGACCCGUGCCUGAAGAUGCCCCAAAGAAUGUCAAACUGAUGAAGUGGCUUCCCCAAAACGAUCUUUUAGGCCAUCCUAAGGUUAAGGCUUUUAUUACACAUGGCGGAUCACAUGGAAUCUAUGAAGGUAUCUGUAACGGCGUGCCAAUGGUGAUGCUUCCGCUGUUUGGAGAUCAGGGAGAUAACGCCCAACGCUUAGUAUCCAGAGGGGUUGCAGAAUCUCUGAGUAUUUAUGAUUUGAGCACAGAAAAACUGCUGGUGGCAUUGAAAAAAGUCAUCACUGACAAAAGUUACAAGGAGAAGAUGACAAAGCUUUCAGCUGUCCAUAGAGACCGCCCCAUUGAGCCCUUGGACCUGGCUGUGUUCUGGACUGAGUUUGUUAUGAGGCACAAAGGAGCAGAGCACCUCAGACCCGCAGCCCAUGAGCUGAACUGGAUACAGUACCACAGUCUGGAUGUUAUCGGCUUUCUACUUCUCAUUCUAGUGACUGUUAUUUUUGUGACUGUCAAAAGUUGCAUGUUCUGUUUCAGGAAAUGCUUCAGGAAGACUCAGAAAAAGAAGAAGGAGUAGAUAAAUUAUGUGAUUGUGAAGUAUUUGUGGGGUUGAUUGUGUGUGGAUUGUGUCUUUCUCUUUUUAAUAACCCUGUAACUUGAAUAAAAUCACACAAAAGCUCUUGACUUGUCUAGGACUGCA
Molecule: messenger RNA, 1947 nt
Organism: Triplophysa rosa
Lineage: Eukaryota; Metazoa; Chordata; Actinopteri; Cypriniformes; Nemacheilidae
Product: UDP-glucuronosyltransferase-like
Exons: 5
Coding region: 244-1824 (526 amino acids)
Molecular function (GO): UDP-glycosyltransferase activity
Source: RefSeq, a predicted model, not a curated record